ACAGUGGCCAACUAAUCACCCGGCUGCCUUUGUGAGGGAAUUCGGCUCGCACCUGCCUGCCACCUGCGAGAGGACAGCUCAUUCCCUGAGGGAUUACAGGCCCCCGGCUAAUCAUUAACGUCUCUCAGGGAUCGAUCGACCAAAAGGCACCCAGGCAAAUAAUUUGCUUGCUUUUCAUUGCUAUUCUGGAGGAGGCGGAAUACUCAGAGAAAUAGCGCAGCAACUCCAGAAUCUACAGCAGGUGGGAUGUCUGAGAACCAAAGGAGAGUUGGCAUUGUGGGCUAUGGACAUUUAGGUCAAUAUCUUGUGCAACGACUCCAGGAUGACGGUCCUCAACAUGGCUUGGAACUGGCCUUUGUUUGGAACCGGGAUGCCAACAAAUUGAAGGGGACAGUGCCGGCAGAGCUGCAGUUGGGGAAGCUGACUGAUUUCUUGGAGCGCCGUGCUGACAUCAUUAUCGAAGUGGCUCAUCCCUGCAUCACCCAGACCCAUGGAGAGUCCUUUCUCAAAACUGCAGAUUUCAUGGUGGGGUCUCCAACAGCCUUGGCAGAUUCAGAGACGGAGCAGAAAUUGCGCAAAGUUGCACAGCAGUCUGGGCACACCCUCUAUAUCCCCAGCGGAGCCCUGUGGGGCGGGCAAGACAUCCAGAGGAUGGACGAAAGAGGGAUGCUUCAGGCAUUGACAGUCACCAUGGUGAAGCACCCUAACAGCUUCCGCCUGGGUGGGCACCUUGGGAAGCUGGCACAGCGUGCCUGUCAGGAGCGCACAGUGCUGUACGAUGGCGCUGUACGAGGAUUGUGCCCCCUAGCCCCGAACAACGUCAACACCAUGGCAGCUGCCUGUUUGGCUGCCCCCAGUCUGGGCUUUGAUGGCGUGAAAGGGUGCCUCGUAGCUGACCCUGACCUUCCUGACUACCAUGUGGUGGAGGUGGAAGUAACCGGGCCCGGUGGCUUCUCUGUCCACACCAGGCGCAAGAACCCAGCUGCCCGUGGGGCUGUCACUGGGGCAGCUACCUUUGCUGCUUUCUGGAGCAGCCUGUUGGUAUGCCAAGGCCACGGAGGCCGAGUCCAUCUCUGUUGAGCCUUCAUUGAUCCAUCUCAAGACACACAGAAGAUACCUGUCGGUGCUGGAGAAGUGGUUACGUGUCAAUGG
Messenger RNA from Heteronotia binoei (common prickly gecko), 1152 nucleotides. It is a transcript of the gene ASPDH, whose product is annotated as aspartate dehydrogenase domain containing. Gene Ontology annotation, molecular function: NADP binding; L-aspartate dehydrogenase [NAD(P)+] activity. The record is from RefSeq and is a predicted model, not a curated record. The transcript has 8 exons. Gene Ontology annotation, biological process: NAD+ biosynthetic process. The coding region runs from base 247 to 1080 and encodes 277 amino acids. NCBI's taxonomy places the organism in Eukaryota, Metazoa, Chordata, Lepidosauria, Squamata, Gekkonidae.